GUUGCUCUUGAAUCCACCGGUAGAGGAGUUUGUUAGAAUAACAUUUGUGCAUAUUUUCGAUAACGACAGUCAAAUCUAUCGAAAUAAUAGAAAAUGGUAGCCGAAAAGUAUGAUAAAGCCGUACCUGAGCUAAAGGAAGAAUUGAAAAGGAUUGCUGAGCAGAUUGUAGCUCCUGGAAAAGGAAUUCUUGCUGCUGACGAAUCUACGACCACGAUUGGUAAACGUCUAAAAGACAUUAACGUAGAGAACAAUGAGGAUAACCGAAGAGCAUACAGACAAUUACUUUUUACUGCGGCAAAGGACGUCAUUGGACAACAUAUCUCUGGUGUGAUUCUAUUUCAUGAGACUCUAUACCAGAAAGCUAAUGAUGGUACACCAUUCGUCGAGCUUUUGAAACAACGUAACAUUAUUCCUGGUAUCAAGGUUGAUAAGGGUGUCGUGCCACUAUUUGGUACAAACGAUGAAUGUACGACUCAGGGACUGGAUGAUCUUCAAGCACGUUGCAUUCAAUACAAAAAGGAUGGCUGCCAUUUCGCCAAGUGGAGAUGCGUUCUUAAAAUUACAAAGGAUACGCCAAGCAAGCUUGCCAUCUUAGAAAACGCGAAUGUUCUCGCUCGUUACGCUUCGAUUUGUCAGAGCGCAAGAAUCGUACCGAUUGUUGAGCCCGAAAUACUUCCUGAUGGUGAUCACGAUCUUGCCCGUUGUCAACAAGUUACAGAAGAGGUUCUUUCUGCUGUUUACAAGGCAUUGGCCGAUCAUCAUGUCUAUCUCGAGGGAACUCUCUUGAAACCAAACAUGGUAACAGCGGGUCAAAGUUGUCCGAAGAAGGCAACACCUCAAGAAAUUGCAGCAGCAACUGUAACUGCGUUGUUGCGUACAGUUCCACCUGCAGUACCUGGAAUCACCUUCUUGAGCGGUGGACAAUCCGAAGAAGAGGCCUCAGUGAACUUGGACGCUAUCAACAAGUUCCCGGCUAAGAAACCUUGGGCAUUGACCUUUAGCUAUGGUCGUGCCCUUCAGGCCUCCGUUCUCCGUGCUUGGGCUGGUAAAAAUGAUCAAGUAACAGCGGGACAGGAAGAACUUAUCAAGAGGGCUAAGGCCAACAGCGAAUCAGCACUUGGUAAAUACGCGGGAGGCGUCACAGGAGCUGCCGGCGAUGCUGCACUUUUCGUAGCGAAUCACGCAUAUUAAAGAAAUCUUCAGUAUAAUAAUAUUUUAGACAUUCAGUUCAUCCAAUCGUCAAAUACGAUCAUCGUCGAUUCAUUAUUUCCAACGAAUAAUGGUGGACAAUACAAUAAUAAGAAUAAAGUGGAAUAAAUUGGACAAAUUAAUUAAUCAUCAUCAAGAAGGGAUCAUCGUCGAUGAUCGUUACGACUUUUAUCGAUAUUUUUCACGACUUUCGUUUGACUUUCGGCUUUAUAAAUAUUUCAUACAAGUAAUCUGAUAUAAUCUUCUAUAUUUAGUUAUUUUAGAUUUUCAAGAUGUGUCAAAUGUAAUUGCGCACAAUAAUGAUGUAGGAAAGUAACGUUGAAAAGAUUAUUAAGAAAACAAGAGAAAAUGAACAAGUGACAAUUUAUGUAAAAAAAAAAUGAAGUCAUUCGACGAAUUCGACGAUGACGCGAGUUACACGCACGUUAUAACACGUUAUAUUCUGUAGCAUAUAUAACAAAUAAAAGAAAAGAAAGAAAAAAAUAACAAAGAAAAAGCCAGAAGAAAUAAAUAUAUAGAUAUAUAUUACUGUUAGUGUUGUUAAAGCUCUAUGUGUUUAAAAAGAAUUAUAAUAUA
Molecule: messenger RNA, 1785 nt
Organism: Polistes dominula (European paper wasp)
Lineage: Eukaryota; Metazoa; Arthropoda; Insecta; Hymenoptera; Vespidae
Gene: Ald1
Product: fructose-bisphosphate aldolase
Biological process (GO): glycolytic process
Molecular function (GO): fructose-bisphosphate aldolase activity
Source: RefSeq, a predicted model, not a curated record